UAAAAAUUGAAAAAUCAAUUUAACAAAAGAAAAACAAACAAGGACGAGAGACAGAACCCCAUUAAUUUAAUUUUCAAGGUUGAACUGUUGGACAUUGAUGAUGUCGCCGUGUUUGUUGGUGUUUCUGUUCUUCAUCUCUACAGUGUCGGCAACACCUCAUUUGCUUCGACGUCGUUUGUCUGAAUCUGCAAGAUAUCUGACUAAGGAAGAAUUGUGGUUCCCCCAAACCCUCGAUCACUACUCUCCCUAUGAUCACCGCAAAUUCCAACAGCGUUACUAUGAGUUCCUUGACCAUUUUCGGAUUCCAGAUGGACCGGUGUUUUUGGUGAUCUGUGGUGAAUAUUCAUGCGAUGGGAUAAGAAAUGACUAUAUUGGUGUUCUGGCAAAGAAGUUUGGAGCAGCUGUGGUUUCUCUUGAGCAUCGCUAUUAUGGGAAGAGUUCGCCAUUUAAAUCUCUGGCGACAAAAAAUUUGAGAUAUCUUUCAUCUAAGCAGGCGCUCUUUGAUUUGGCUGUUUUUCGCCAGAAUUACCAGGACUCUUUAAAUGCAAAGCUUAAUAGAACAAAUGCCGACAAUCCCUGGUUCGUAUUUGGUGUUUCAUAUCCUGGAGCUCUCAGUGCAUGGUUCCGUCUUAAGUUUCCGCAUUUAACAUGUGGAAGUCUUGCAAGUUCUGCAGUUGUUCUUGCUGUUUACAACUUCACAGAAUUUGAUCAGCAGAUUGGUGAGUCAGCAGGUGUUGAAUGUAAGGCAGCAUUACAAGAAACCACUCGACUUAUCGAACGAAAACUUGUAACUAAUGGAAAGGCAUUGAAGGCUUCUUUUAAUGCAGCUGAUCUUGAAAUUGAUGGUGACUUCUUGUAUUUCUUGGCUGAUGCUGCUGUUACAGCGUUUCAAUACGGGAAUCCUGAUAUAUUAUGCAAGCCUCUUGUUAAAGCGAAGAAGGACGGCGAGGAUUUGGUGGAUGCUUAUGCCAAAUUUAUCAAAGAGUUUUACCUUGGAACUGAAGGUGAAAGUACACAAGAUUAUAACCAAAACAACUUGAAGAACGCCGCUAUCACUGAAAACAGUUCUGGUAGACUGUGGUGGUUUCAAGUUUGUACUGAGGUUGCAUACUUUCAGGUGGCUCCCUCAAAUGACAGUAUACGCUCCUCAAAAGUCGACACAAGAUACCAUUUGGACCUUUGCAAAAAUGUCUUUGGAGAGGGCAUAUUUCCUGAUGUUGAUGCAACUAAUAUAUAUUAUGGAGGCACAAAAAUUGCUGGUUCCAAAAUAGUAUUCACAAAUGGCUCACAGGAUCCUUGGCGUCGUGCAUCAAAACAAAUUUCAUCACCUAAUAUGCCUUCCUACACUAUCACUUGUCAUAAUUGUGGCCAUGGAACUGACAUGCGAGGAUGCCCUCAAAGUCCCUUUAACAUUGAAGGCAAUGAGAAGAACUGCACAUCCCCUGAUGCUGUUCACAAAGUUAGACAAAAGAUCAUAGAGCAUAUGGAUUUAUGGUUGUCUCAGUGUCAGGACACGGGCAGGACUUGUAUAUAAGAUUUGUAUGAGUUGCAUGAUGUACAACUAGAAGUUACUCUGGUUUCUAGUAUUAAUACUUAAUUAUAUGUUGUGCUUUGAAUAAUCUUGUGUAAGUUGAUCAAAUGCAAGGCAAAACAUAUUUGUACAAAGUUAUUUUAUAUCGUUCAAUCUCAAGAUAAUAGUGUACCAGUUAUAUAUUUAUAACAUUUGGGUGUCAUUGGCCUAUAGUGAAAA
This is a messenger RNA of Medicago truncatula (barrel medic), 1750 nucleotides long. Its product is annotated as probable serine protease EDA2. The transcript is spliced from 12 exons. The coding region runs from base 98 to 1534 and encodes 478 amino acids. Gene Ontology annotation, biological process: proteolysis. Gene Ontology annotation, cellular component: vacuole. NCBI's taxonomy places the organism in Eukaryota, Viridiplantae, Streptophyta, Magnoliopsida, Fabales, Fabaceae. Gene Ontology annotation, molecular function: dipeptidyl-peptidase activity; serine-type exopeptidase activity. The record is from RefSeq and is a predicted model, not a curated record.